AUGGACAGGUACAAAAAAAGUAGAUCGGAAUUUCAAUCAAAAGAACGUAGUCGAAGUCGUUCUCCUAGAAACGAGAGAAGAAAAGAUUCUACCCAUUCUAGAGAUGCUAAGGGCAGCUCGCUUUUUGAAGGAAAAAGAAGAAUUAGUUCUAGCAGUUCUGACGACGAUACUACUCAUCCAGAAACAACAUCUUUUAAGAGUUCUACGACUUCUAAAAAUGCUCCAAUCACCUUAAAACCAACAACAAUUUCAAAAACACCUGGAAUUCGAUUAAAAUUAAAUACUGCUAUUAAAAAGACUACAACUCCGAUUUCCAAGCCAUCUGUAGCAAGUGCAUUUAAUGAUGACAGUGAUGAAGAUAUCGAAGAAAUGCCAGCUGAAUGUAAAAUGAGAAUGCGAAACAUUGGAAAAAAUACACCAACAAGUUCAGGUCCAAACUCAUUUGGGAAAACAAAAUUAGGAUUUGUCGACAGUAAGAAAAUAUUUGAAAAGAAAAUGCAACAAAUGCUUAAGGACAUGAGUGAAUAA
Molecule: messenger RNA, 528 nt
Organism: Clunio marinus
Lineage: Eukaryota; Metazoa; Arthropoda; Insecta; Diptera; Chironomidae
Source: the annotation of a GenBank genome assembly